AAAACGUCGACUGGUGAAACGUCUUGUCUGGUGAAAACGACGGAGUUUCAUGUGGAACAUCCUCACCGAUCUAACGGAUAUCUGCAAUUGUAAUCUCUUAUAUCACGCUGAUAGUCUGUUUAAUCAUGCCCAAGUACUUGAAGACUCAACAUGAGAAUGGAAGAAAAUUUCAUGGACGGAAAACAGUUUUAAAUUCCUUGACAAGUGAAGUGUUUGCUGCUCGAUACAACGAAUUGAUUGAGCUAAAUACGCAGCUUGUGACCAAUUUCAGAAUCUCUUCAAGUCUUCAAUCUAGAUGGAGAAAGUCCAAUAGGACAGAAACAAAUAAAAUCGAGGAACAAGCAAUAUCAAAUUCUUCAAAAGCCAUACAAGAUAACAUGACACAUUCUAUGGAAUUUCCGAGCAGAUUGAAGGAGAAGAACACGAAUAAUACUAUAGAAAAGUCUGAAGAUACCACAAAAGAGGAAACAAAAAGUGACAGAACUGUAACAGUGUCAACUGAUGACAAAUGCAGGACUAAAAAUUUAGUUAAGAAUCAGACUGAUACUGAUGAUAGAUUGAGAAGAGAAAACAAGACAGAAACGCAAAUAAUAGCAAAAAUAGAAAACAAAUUUGAUAUAGAAAAUGAACAAUGUAAUGGAAAGAUAAGCAAUGAAAAUAAAAAAAAAAGAAAGGCAAGGAAUGCUGGCAAGACAAAGAAGCUAUUUUCGGAUCAUAUACCUGUAUCAAAAAUGAAGAAUAUUUUAAAAAAACGACAUUCUGAUGAAGAAUAUGUAAUAGGGAAUCUUCGUAUAAAUCCUUCUUUUUACAAAUUUGCUUAUUUACGUUUGGAAAAUGAUGAACGUGACCUAUUAAUUGUUGGUACAGCAAAUAGAAAUCGUGCUUUUGAAGGAGAUUUAGUUGUGGCAUGCGUACAUCCAGAACAAUCUUGGCAUAAAUUCCCUGAUGGACAAAUACAAAAGACUGGUAAAAUUGUUUGUAUAUUAGAGAAAGUGCACUCGAGAAAAGCAGUCGGAUUUUUAAAGAAACAAGAUUCACUCCUGAUGUUUUAUCCAAGAGAUCAGAGAGUACCGUUAGUCAACAUACUCCCUGAAUCAGUGCCAUCUUUCUAUUACGAUCGAGCAGAUCUCUGCAAUAUAAUGUUUCUUGUUGUUAUUGAUUUCUGGGAAAAGAUAUAUGCAUCUGGACGAGUUAUUUCGGUAGUAGGUAAAGCUGGCGAAAUAGAUACAGAAUUACAAGCGAUAAUACUCGAAAAUAAUAUAGAUAUAUCUCCGUAUCAAGAAACAUUGUUGGAGGGACUACCAGAUAGCAAUUAUAUUUUAACAGACAUUGACAUGAAAAAUAGAGAGGACUGGAGACACGAAUGCAUUUUCACGAUAGAUCCUGCAACAGCUGUAGAUAUAGACGAUGCCGUUUCUUGUAAAGAUUUGGAUAAUGGAAACUACGAAAUUGCGGUACAUAUAUCGGAUGUCACACAUUACUUAAAAUUUUUCUCCCCGUUAGAUAAGGAAGUUUCGAAACGAGCCACAAGCGUUUAUUUACCACACAUGACUUAUCAUAUGCUACCAGAGAAACUAUGCAAAGUGUGUUCCUUACUACCCGGUAAAGAUAGAUUAGCUUUUUCUGUAAUUUGGGAAAUAACGCCAAAUGCCGAAAUUGUGAAGCAUCGUUUCGCUAGGACUGUAAUAAGAUCGUGUUGUCAAAUGUCCUACGAAUCGGCUCAAGCCAUGAUCGACAAUCCGGGAAAGUCUUGGCCAAAAGACUUCCUCGACAUAAAGGCGGAUUAUACCGCAUCGUUAUUGUCCGAUAUAGUGAAUAAAUUAUUUAAAUUGUCCACUCAAUUGCGAAGAAAACGUUUCGUUAACGGUGCACUUAAAUUAGAUCAACCAAAAUUACAAAUAUGCAUAGACACUAGACUCAGUCAAGACUAUGGAAUGCCGAUACCUAUAAACUAUUAUUUAUAUGAAGUAAAAGAUAGCAACAGUCUUAUAGAAGAAUUUAUGCUGUUGGCAAAUAUGACUGUCGCUACACAAUUAUAUAUCGCAAUUCCACAAACAGCUUUAUUACGUAUUCAUAAAAAUCCGUCCAAGCACAGUCUCAAUACAAUACAGAAUAUAAUGCAAAAGUAUGGAAUUCAUUUAGAUAUUGAAACAGCCGGAGCCUUGCAGGCCAGCAUCCAACGCUAUAAUCUAGAAAAUGAUUCUGUCACAGUCGAUGCCAUGAAAUAUAUUAUGUUGGUUAUCAUAAAUCUCUGUUCGAAGUCUAUGCUACGUGCAGAAUAUAUAUGCGCGUCUACUAUUCCGGUGCAAGAUUUAAAACAUUAUGCGCUAAAUGUACCUCUUUACACACACUUUACCUCUCCUAUUCGAAGGUAUUCUGAUUGUAUAGUUCAUCGUUUGCUCAGUGCAACUCUUGAGAAUAAACCUUUACCAAGUAAAUGGACAGCCAAAUUGUGUUCCAUGAUUGCAGCCAAUUGUAAUGUGAAGAAAUAUAGCGCGAAACAAGCUCAAGAACAAAGCACGGAGUUGUUUUUCGCAUACAUGGUAGGCCUUGCGGGUAAUUUUGAAGCGGCAGCUACUGUGAUGAAUGUGAAGGAAGAUACAUUAGAUGUUAUUCUCUGUGAUGCUGGGAUAAAACUAAAAAUAAAUCUUAAAGACAUAGAAUACAUCGCUUCGUUGAAGUAUUCUAUAGAUUAUGUACCAACUAUGACUGUUAAUUGGAAGAAACCUCCUAUUAUACAGGUAAUCAAUUUGUUUAGUUUGAUACGUGUACAAGUAACAAAAAUUGAUGAAGAAUUGCGCUUGAAAGCGAUUCUUCUACCACCGACGCAGUAAUAGAUAGAAAUUUAAAACAUUUUUGUUUUAACAAUAAUCGACUAUUUAUAUGAUUUGACGGAAUCUUUAUAAUGUAUGACGAAGAUUUUCUAACAUCAUUUUAAAAAUUUUUAGGAGUAUUCAUGUAUAUAUGUACAUGGAGAAACGUUAUCUUUAUAAAUAUGGAGGAUCACAAAUUAUAAUUAGUAAAAAUGCAAUGUCACUGCACUAAGAUCGGUGUUCAUAGUCAUUUCUUAUAUUUAAGACUCUUAAGUAUCUAUUUAAGAUGUCACAAAUACAGAUACAAAGCUAUAUCACCAUCUUAAAACGGUCUUGAAAAUAAGAAACUACUGGACUAUAAAUACAGCCAA
Messenger RNA from Pogonomyrmex barbatus (red harvester ant), 3184 nucleotides. RefSeq names its product DIS3-like exonuclease 2. NCBI's taxonomy places the organism in Eukaryota, Metazoa, Arthropoda, Insecta, Hymenoptera, Formicidae. The record is from RefSeq and is a predicted model, not a curated record. Gene Ontology annotation, biological process: mRNA catabolic process; miRNA catabolic process. Gene Ontology annotation, cellular component: P-body. Gene Ontology annotation, molecular function: 3'-5'-RNA exonuclease activity; RNA binding.